Nicotiana tabacum (common tobacco) is the source of this 1436-nucleotide messenger RNA. RefSeq names its product loganic acid O-methyltransferase-like. The record is from RefSeq and is a predicted model, not a curated record. NCBI's taxonomy places the organism in Eukaryota, Viridiplantae, Streptophyta, Magnoliopsida, Solanales, Solanaceae. Gene Ontology annotation, molecular function: methyltransferase activity.
AUUCAUUCAAAUGUAUAAAAAGUUACAUUUACUGAAUAUUCAUUUGUCAUCCGGGCUGCAGCAACCUUAAAAAGCACCCCACGUCCUAUUCUCGUUACCACUGCAAUUCCCAACUUCAACAGAGAUUGUAAAAGAUGGCUGAUAGCAAAGCAUCUUCUUUACUGAAACCAUUGCCAAUGAAAGGUGGAGAUGGCACAUACAGCUACUCCAAAAACUCCACUUAUCAGAGAGAAGGUCUGAUGGUUACAAAAGAAGCAGUGAACGAGGCAAUAAGCAAGUUACUCGACAUCUCCAACACUUCAAGCACAAUUAGAAUAGCAGAUUUAGGCUGUUCAAUUGGUCCUAACACCUACAUUGCAGUACAAAAUUUAAUAGAAGCAGUGCAGAAAAAGUAUGCACUAAAAGGCUUCUCUACUACUGAAUUCCAAGUAUUCUUCAAUGAUGUUGCCACAAACGAUUUCAAUACACUCUUUGCUUCCCUACCUCCUGAAAACCACUACUUUGCAGCUGGUGUUCCUGGUUCUUUCUACAGCCGGUUAUUCCCCGAAUCCUCCAUUGAUAUUGUGCAUGCCUCUUAUGCACUUUGCUGGCUAUCACAAGUGCCAAUAGAAGUAGAAAACAAGGAAUGGAACAGGGGAAAGAUUUUCUAUUCAACUUCAUCAGAUGAAGUAGCUGAAGCUUAUGCAGCUCAGUUUGCUAAGGAUGUCAAUAACUUCCUCAAUGCCAGAGCUAAAGAGAUUGUUGUUGGAGGGUUAUUGAUACUUGUCACACCAGCUAUUCCUCAAGGAUUUCAUCGUUCCAAGUCCGCGAUUGGUUUUGCUUUUGAUGCCAUUGGCUCUGCUCUCAUGGAUAUGGCUAAUGAUGGAAUAAUCAGUGAAGCUCAAGUGGACUCCUUCAACUUGCCUUAUUACAUCACAACUCCAAAUGAGAUGGUAAAGUUAGUUGAAAGAAAUGACUGCUUCAGCAUUGAGAUAAUGAAGACACCAGAUCCAUUUGUUUCGAAGAAUCAGCCAAUUAAUGCCAAAGAGAAUAGUGAUCAUCUUAGAGCAGCUUUUGAGUGCCUUAUAGCAGAUCAUUUUGGCAGCAGUGUAGUUGAUCAACUGUUUGAAAGAAUUGACCAGAAUGAAGGGCUUUAUUCAAAACUUGAUGCAAGUUACAGUAAAGUUCUGCUACUCCUUGCUCUGAAGCGUAAACCAAGCAAGGGACAAAACUAAAAACAUCUCAAGUCCUAUGUCUGCCUCUACCCUUCUAGAAUUGCUGUUUCCACAAAAACCAAUUGAAACCCCCCGACUUCUGAGGUUUGGUAAAAGUAAAAUUACAGAUGCCGCAGUGAUUUUAAGAAAAUGUCAAUUCAAGAUGAACGUCACUUGUGACUUUUUGACAUCAAACCAAGAUUGUUUUGCUUUUGCAUAAUAUAAGUUGAAUGUGAUUCCCAA